This is a messenger RNA of Sesamum indicum (sesame), 2560 nucleotides long. The record is from RefSeq and is a predicted model, not a curated record. NCBI's taxonomy places the organism in Eukaryota, Viridiplantae, Streptophyta, Magnoliopsida, Lamiales, Pedaliaceae.
CAUAAUCAUUUCCCUCCCAAUCCGAAUACAUUUGAUUUGAUUCAAUGCAAGCGUUACGAAUUUUCCCUUUUUCAAAUUUUUGAGGGUUCUCAUGCAAUCUAUAAAUGCUGAUACUCCCCACUGAAAACACCUCUGCUAGUUCUCCAACAAGUUCGGGAGGUAGUACUGAAGUGAUCAGGGAGCGGCCUUCCAGUCAGGCUUUGAACGCAUAGUCACCCAACCGAUAAACAUCUGCAGAUGGAAACAACUUGUGGUUCUCUUUUAUCCGAGCUACAGAAAAUAUGGGAUGAAGUUGGAGAAGUUGAUAAAGAAAGGGACAAAAUGCUUUUUGAACUUGAACAAGAGUGCUUGGAUGCAUAUAGAAGGAAAGUUGAUCAGGCAAACCGCUGCCGAGCACAGCUGAGGCAAGCAGUUGCUGAUGCUGAAGCACAGCUUGCAGACAUCUGCUCUGCGUUGGGAGAGCGACCUUCUCAUAUAAAGAAGAGUUCUGGGAGCUUGAAGAAAGAGCUUCAGGAAAUUAUGCCUCGACUAGAAGAUAUGAAAAGGAAAAGAAAUGAGAGGAAGGGUCAAUUUGCCGAGGUUCUGAAACAAAUAAAUAGCAUCUCUACUGAGCUCGCAGGAUCCACAAAAGAAAACCUUAAUACAAUUCUCAUUGAUGAGAAUGAUUUGUCAAUGAAAAGAUUGGAUGAUUUACGAAGUCAGUUACUAAUGUUGCAGGAAGAGAAGGGUGAGCGCCUGAAGCAAGUGCUUGACCAAUUGAAUGUUCUGAAAGCUCUGUGCCUGGUGCUUGGGAUGGACUUCAAAUUAACAGUUUGUGGUGUUCAUCCAUCUUUGGAUGACUCAUGUUGCGCAAAAAGUAUAAGUGUGGAUACAAUAGAGAGCUUAUCUGCUACAAUAUUUAGGCUUAAAGAUGUCAAGCUGCAGCGAAUGCGAAGGCUUCAAGAUCUUGCAAUGACCAUGGUAGAGCUAUGGAAUCUGAUGGAUGCACCAGUCGAGGAGCAACAAAUGUUCCAAAAUGUCACAUGUACUAUUGCUGCAGCUGAAAGUGAAAUAACAGAGCCGAACUGUCUCUCUUUGGAGUUCAUCAAUAAUGCUGAGACAGAAGUGAUAAGGCUACAAGAAAUGAAGAUGAGUAAAAUAAAGGAGGUCUUUUUGAAAAAGAGAUUGGUUUUAGAGGAAAUAUGCCGAGAGGCACACAUGGUUGUUGAAGGACAAUUUGGAACAGAUUUUUCAUUGGAAUCUAUAGAGUCAGGAGCAAUCAGUACAUCCUUUCUACUAGAACAAUUGGAGAAUCAGAUUUCCAAGGUUAAAGAGGAAGCUUUCAGUAGAAAGGAGAUUCUUGAAAAGGUUCAGAAAUGGUUGGCUGCUCGUGAAGAGGAAUGCUGGCUGGAGGAGUACAACAGGGUUGGCCAUAAUGAUGACAAUCGUUAUAAUGCUGGGAGAGGCACACAUCUAUUGCUAAAGCGUGCUGAGAAAGCUCGUGUUAUUGUCAACAAAAUUCCAGCCAUGGUGGAGGCACUAAAAUCAAAAGCAAAAGCUUGGGAGAAAGAAAGAAAAGUAGAGUUCUUAUAUGAUGGUGUUGGGCUUGUUUCCAUGGUUGACCAGUACUUUGAGUUAAAACACUUGAAAGAACAAGAGCGUCAAAGGCAGAGGAGCAGAGCAAGAAGCAAUAUAUGGGUCAAAACCCAGUCCAUCCAAGAGUGGGAACAAGAAUUUGAGACCAUCAACUGGAGGUGUGGGUAAUAAGAGGUUUUCGUUAGGAGGGGCAAUGCUUCAAAACACACUUGCAGACAAAGCAGCUCUCUCUUCCCGUUCUCUUCUGAAGAAUAACCCUGUGAAGCGGCAGAGUUCUCACAACCAUAGCAACAAAGCUUUCAUGCCCCAUUCUUCUGGCAAGAAAAACACGUCUGCUGGCCCUGUUAAACAUCAUUCCAGCAACGCAUCAAACUCACAGCAUGCAGAACUAUUGCCACUGCGGAAGGCCCUCUCCCCCCUAUCUUCGUUAUCUUCCAAUAUCAUUUCGUGCAAUUUUCAGGACCAGAACACCAAAAGCGGCGACUUCCAGGAUACGCACGUAGUAUGUAAAACUCCAGCAACAACACCAACGAAGAACGUAUCAACUCAUGAUGAGAACAGAACACCAAAGACAAUGCCAAUUCCAGUGCCCGCUACUCCUCCAACGGUUUCUGCUGCAAUGCAAACGACCACGACCCCUUUUACACCUGCCAUUCGUGUUGCUGGAGGAGUUGAGUAUUCUUUCGAGGAGAAAAGAGCUGGUUUCGUCCUUCCUAGAUCACAUUCUAAAACAUUGCAACUAGUUUGAAGGUUGAGCCAUUGACAUCUGUAAGGUUUUAGGUUCAUAGGAUCACUUUCUGCUUCUUGAUUGACCAUCUAAAUCCCAUUCCACACAGGCCAUUGAUCUAUGGCUUCUACUACUUCCUAUUCAUGUAUAUAGGAUAAACUUCGACACGUCAUUGAUGUGCUUGAAUUGAUACUUCUUUUGGCUGCUGGGAAAUCAAGAUUUAGCUACUAGCCUAAUGUUAUUGCCUCGUAUCUGUUA